Ceraceosorus guamensis is the source of this 390-nucleotide messenger RNA. RefSeq lists its product as hypothetical. Gene Ontology annotation, biological process: intracellular sterol transport. NCBI's taxonomy places the organism in Eukaryota, Fungi, Basidiomycota, Exobasidiomycetes, Ceraceosorales, Ceraceosoraceae. The annotation marks the transcript as partial. The transcript has 3 exons. Gene Ontology annotation, molecular function: sterol binding. The record is from RefSeq and is a predicted model, not a curated record.
CCCUCGCCUGGUGGUUGGGUAUGGAAAUCUUGCGGAGAAGAGACGGAUGCGGUGGAGGUCAAGAGCAUCGAGGUCACACCCGAUCCUCCCAAGCCGGGUCAGAACCUCACCGUCACUGCUAGCGGUAUCGUCAAGAGUCGCAUCGAGGCAGGCACCUAUGCUGAUGUAGUGGUCAAGCUGGGUCUGAUCAAGCUCCUCACUCGUCGUUUUGAUGUAUGCGAAGAGGCCAAGAAGAACGAUGCAGAGGUGCAAUGUCCAGUGGAAGCUGGAGAGUACAAGAUCACUCAGACCGUCGCCUUGCCCAGAGAGAUCCCGCCUGCCAAGUUUAAUGUGCACGUGAACGGAGCUACUCAGGAUGAGCAGAAUCUUCUGUGCUUGGAUCUUAGCGUG